Durio zibethinus is the source of this 1949-nucleotide messenger RNA. RefSeq names its product 1-acyl-sn-glycerol-3-phosphate acyltransferase 2-like. Lineage: Eukaryota; Viridiplantae; Streptophyta; Magnoliopsida; Malvales; Malvaceae. The record is from RefSeq and is a predicted model, not a curated record. Gene Ontology annotation, molecular function: 1-acylglycerol-3-phosphate O-acyltransferase activity. Gene Ontology annotation, cellular component: endomembrane system.
ACAUUUUCUAUGCUUUUAUCGCUUCACACACGUUCCCGACACUAUUAAUCCAUUUUUUUUUUCUCGUUGAUAUAAACAAUCUUGAACGUCUGAAUAUCCCAAAUUAACACAAAUUCCAACACUCACAAAACUAAAAAGGAAAAGGAAAGGAAUCUCCUCUUUUUUAUAAAUAAAUCUAAGAUCUCACUACAAACCCAUCUUUUUCUGCGAAUCUCGAGCGCUUCAGUGGUGGUGGUGUCCAUGGCGAUUGCAGCAGCCGCUGUCAUCGUCCCACUGGGCCUUCUCUUCUUCAUCUCUGGCCUCGUUGUCAAUCUCAUACAGGCAGUAUGUUUUGUUCUCAUCCGGCCACUCUCCAAGAGCAAUUAUAGAAAAAUCAAUAAGGUGGUGGCAGAGUUGUUGUGGCUGGAACUAAUAUGGCUUGUUGAUUGGUGGGCGGGAGUUAAGAUUAAGGUGUUUGCAGAUCAUGAAAGCUUCAAUUUAAUGGGUAAGGAACAUGCCCUUGUCAUAGCCAAUCACAGAAGUGAUAUUGAUUGGUUAGUUGGAUGGGUUUUGGCUCAGCGAUCAGGUUGUCUUGGCAAUUCAUUAGGUAUAAUGAAGAAAUCAUCAAAAUUCCUUCCGGUCAUAGGUUGGUCAAUGUGGUUUUCUGAGUAUCUAUUUUUGGAACGGAGCUGGGCCAAGGAUGAAAACACGUUAAAGGCAAGUCUUCAACGUUUAAAGGACUUCCCUCAGCCCUUUUGGCUGGCGCUUUUUGUAGAAGGAACUCGCUUUACAGAAGCAAAGCUUCUAGCAGCUCAAAAAUAUGCAACCUCACAAGGAUUGCCUAUACCUAGAAAUGUUUUAAUUCCUCGAACAAAGGGUUUUGUUUCAGCUGUAAGUCAUAUGCGUUCUUUUGUCCCAGCCAUUUAUGAUAUGACAGUGGCUAUUCCAAAAAGCUCACCUUCACCUACAAUGCUUAGACUUUUCAAGGGGCAAUCUUCUGUGGUGCAACUACACAUCAAGCGGCAUCUCAUGAAGGAACUUCCUGAAACGGAUGAGGCUGUUGCACAAUGGUGUAAAGAUCUGUUUGUGGAGAAGGACAAUUUGUUGGACAAACAUAUUGCUGGGGACACUUUCAGUGACCAACCAUCACAGGAUAUCGGUCGGCCGAUUAAGUCUCUUCUGGUUGUUACUUCUUGGGCAUGCCUUGUGGCUUAUGGAGCUCUCAAGUUUCUGCAAUGGUCUUCCCUUUUAUCCUCAUGGAAAGGGAUUGCAUUGUCAGCAUUUGUCUUGGCCAUCGUUACCAUCCUCAUGCACAUCUUGAUUCUCUUCACUCAGUCAGAGCGCUCAACACCUGCCAAGGUUGCACCAGUGAAGCCCAAGAAUGACAGGGAGACUUCAGAGGCAAAACGGGACAAACAGCUGUAGAUUAAAGCUUCCUCCCAAGAUAUCCAUUCCGCUGGAACCUCAUCUGCAGUCAUAUUUUCAUAAACUUAGUGUCUGUAUCACUUUCACUUACAUGAAUACAUCAGAGUCUGUUUCCAUUUUAGACUUGUUUCAAAUCAGGUCUUUUGGUCACCAGAUGACACAAUUUUGCAUAUAUUGUCAAUUCUUUGUUUUUUCUGGUAAAUUAGGGUAAUUUUGUAUAGACAGUUAAAAUGGCUGUAGCAGCAAUGCUUUACAUUAUUAGGCAUCCAUCUCUUUCGCUGAUACAGAAGCUUUUGGGUUGUUGAAAUGUUUUUAAAACUAUAUUCUCAUGCCUUAUUUCACUGAGCUUUCGUUCAUUGUUCCUGAAAUCCAUGCUUACUGCUGGCUGAAACAAUUUUUUGAAUUUCAAAUUCACACUUUAUAUUUCUAUCUAUUUGCAGAAAAGGUCAUAAGUCAGACACAAAGCUGGGUGUUUUGAACUUGCAGUGCUUCCACUUCAUCCAACAGUUAAUCCUUUUUAUUAAAAAAAUAUUUUCUAUUAUUAA